Messenger RNA from Syngnathus typhle (broad-nosed pipefish), 1020 nucleotides. RefSeq names its product uridine phosphorylase 1 (gene upp1). NCBI's taxonomy places the organism in Eukaryota, Metazoa, Chordata, Actinopteri, Syngnathiformes, Syngnathidae. Gene Ontology annotation, cellular component: cytoplasm; cytosol. The transcript has 7 exons. Bases 1 to 1020 code for a protein of 339 amino acids. Gene Ontology annotation, molecular function: uridine phosphorylase activity. The record is from RefSeq and is a predicted model, not a curated record. Gene Ontology annotation, biological process: uridine catabolic process; nucleotide catabolic process.
AUGAGGGCCUUGAAAGUCGAGGUCAGGUCAAAGGUUGCGAACUUUCUCCAUCUUUCCGAGCUGACCAUCCGGGUUCACUGCAUUCAGUUACUUAUUUCCCCCCUUAAUUUCCCACCUUCAAGUCCCGUUCUUGUGCACAACCCUUACCUCUGUGGGCUUAAAGAUGACAUCUUGUAUCACUUCAGUCUGGGAACAGGGACACACAAUCUCCCAGCUCUGUUUGGAGACGUCAAAUUUGUGUGUGUUGGGGGCAGCGCUUGGCGAAUGAAAGACUUCAUUGAGUAUAUUGCUGCAGAGCUUGGGAUGCAAGACCCCAAAUCAGACUACCCUAAUAUUUGUGCUGGAACAGACCGAUAUGCCAUGUACAAAGUUGGACCUGUACUCUCUGUUAGUCAUGGAAUGGGAAUCCCAUCCAUGUCGAUCAUGUUGCAUGAGCUCAUAAAGCUCCUCUAUCAUGCACGAUGCACAGAUGUUACAAUCAUACGCAUUGGAACAUCAGGUGGUAUAGGGCUUGAACCGGGGACUGUCGUCAUUACCAAACAGUCUGUGGAUGCCACAUUCGUGGCCAAAUUUGAGCAGCUGAUCUUGGGCGAGUUAGUGGUCCGUGACACUGACCUGGACUACACCCUUGCUGAGGAACUGCUUCAGUGCAGCAAGGAGCUGGGCCAGUUCAAAACUGUGAUGGGAAACACCAUGUGCACGCUGGAUUUCUAUGAAGGUCAAGGCCGCUUAGACGGUGCAUUCUGCCUGUACACGGAGAAGGACAAGCACAAAUACUUGAAGAAAGCUAAAGAAGCAGGCGUGUGCAAUAUUGAGAUGGAGUCCACAGUUUUUGCCGCCAUGUGUAAACUAAGCGGCCUGCGAGCGGCCGUGGUUUGCACAACAUUAGUGGACCGCCUAAAGAGAGACCAGCUGAGCAGCUCCAAGGAGGUUCUCCACACCUACCAACUGAGACCUCAGAUCCUCGUGGGGUACUACAUUAAGAAACAGGUUGAAGCACUGAAAACUCUUCACCGAUGA